This is a messenger RNA of Cavenderia fasciculata, 1818 nucleotides long. It is a transcript of the gene gol, whose product is annotated as golvesin. The transcript has 3 exons. The record is from RefSeq and is a predicted model, not a curated record. Lineage: Eukaryota; Evosea; Eumycetozoa; Acytosteliales; Cavenderiaceae. The coding region runs from base 1 to 1818 and encodes 605 amino acids.
AUGGAUAAUAAUAAUAAUAAUAAUAAAAGGAAACAGAAAAAUGGGAAUAAUGAUAAUGAUAGUGAAUCUGAACAACUAAUACAUCAGAAUAGUAUAAACUCAUCAAAUAGUCAUAUUCAACAUAGAUAUACAACAAUCAAUGAAAUAAAAGAAUCAUAUAGAGGCGGUGGAAGUGUAAGUGGAGGACCUAUUUCUUCACCAUUACUAAAUACAUCAGAACAUUUAAACUAUCAUAUGAACGAAGGAGAUGGUGGUAGUCAACAUUUCUUAUCACCAAUGUCAUCACCAAAUGCUAGUUUUAAUAGAUACUAUCUAAAACCAAGAGAACCAAAAGGAAAAAUAACCUUUAAAAAGAGUAUACUACCAACUAUACUGAUGCUAGUCAUCACGGCUAUCGUUAUCUUUCUCAUAGUCUAUAUGAGAGACUACUCUGCAAACAAUCAAUUUACAAAUCAAUUCCCAUUCGUCAUUGAAGAUGAUCCUCAAUUGUUACAAGUAGCUUCUGCUGCACGUCAAAGACUACUCAACAUUCACAAUGGUACUAUGACAGAACUAAACUUUUCUAUUCUCCUCUUUAACCCUAUUGGAUCAUGGUCUUUGGCAACUUAUAAUGGUUAUCAACUUUCAAAUGUUUCAAGACUUGUUUAUUUACCAUUUUUAGUUGCAACUGUAAAUUGGUGUAUUAGUCAAAACAAGGAUCCACAUUGUUUACAAAUUAUAGCAGGACCAAUGAUACAUGAUUUUAGUUCGAUUCACGCUGGUAUUAUAUUUGAUACUAUUACAGCAGCACCAAAUGCACAAUUUGCAGCCUACAAUGAAUCAACAUUCUUGUCUUGGAUAAAACGUAGAGAAUAUGUCGAACAAUUCCUAGAUUCCUAUGGUUUAUUAGGAAAUCAAACCAUUAUGAACAAAAUUUAUCCAUCAAAUUCAGGUCCAAUACCAAUUUGGGCAGAAGAACAAGUAAUUGAUUUAAUGGGAGUAAAUCAAAUGGAUCCAUAUGAUGCAGCAAUGUUGAUGCUAUUUAUAUCACAUGGAGGAAUAGUACCAAGUGGACAAAGUUAUAUUACCGAUUUAAUAUCAGAGGAAACCUUUUCAGAGUACACGUCACUUGGUUUUGGAUUACCUCCCGGAACGAUUUUACAUACGGUCAUGGGAACGACAGAAACACAGGUAAACGAGGUGGCUCAUAUCGUCCUUCCCAAUGGUAGAGAGCUAAUUAUAUCUGCCUUUUCAAAUGGUUAUCAAAACUAUGGUAAUCCUCCAUACCAGUCAUCGAUACUCGGCAUGUUUGCUUCUGAACUCAUCACAAAGAUGAAUCUGACCGUUGGUAAUCCACCAUGUAUUGUCAUGUCGGCAACAAAUGGUGCAGUUGCCAUUGGUAAUUGGCAGACUGCACAAAAUAUACAGGCGUUUAACCAAACCUAUCUAUACAUUGCCGGAGGUACACCUGGUAUUGCAACGGUCACGUGGAACUUUGCAAUCAAUGUAUCGGGGUUGUACGAAGUGUGUGUAUGGUUUCCAGCCGGAGGUAAUCACACCACCAAGGCUAUUUAUGUCGUAAAUACUGCCGAUCAGAGCGGGCUCACCUACCAAUUUGUCAUCAACCAAGUUCACUAUGGAGCGAGAUGGGUUUUAUUGGAUUCGUUUUAUUUUGCUGCUGGAACUAGCCCAACAGUUGCUGUUUCCAACAUUCAAAUACCAUCAAAUCAACAAGUGGUUGCUGAUUCUAUCAAAAUUACGUCAUGGCCAACCCAUGACAAUAUUCCUGGAUUAUCAGCUAGUUUUGUAAUAGAUACUUAUGAUUAUGGUUACGAUUAA